CGGAACAAAAACACCAGCGUUCAAAGUUAAGUCAACCCAGUCCCGUCUGUCAACCCUCAACAAUGGCGACACAUGAAUUAAAACCUAAUGACUUUGAUGAAUCGUGUAUUUUCUGCCUUAUUGCGCACAACAGAGACGAAGAAACCACAGUUAUCAAGCAGGACAAGGAGUUGGUUUGUUUCAAAGACGUUUUUCCCGCCGCGCCUCACCACUACCUGGUUGUUCCUAGAAAGCACAUUGUCAGCUGCAAAUCUCUGAACAGAAGAAGCAUUAGCCUCGUGGAGAGGAUGGCCAAUUUUGGGAAAGAGGUGCUCCGUGACCAGGGGAUCACUGAUAUGAAGGACGUGAGGUUGGGGUUCCACCAGCCUCCGUUCAUCUCAGUGGACCACCUCCAUCUCCAUGUUCUCGCUCCGGCCAGCCAGAUUUCAAGUUUAAUGAAGUACAAGUUCACUCCAGGGACCGACCGUUUUAUUAUUGAAGAGUCUCUAAGGAAGCGCUUAGAGAAGGUGUCCCCACAAGUCUUCGCGAAUUGCGAAUUUUGAACAGUUUUUCGGAUACAAAUGAGGUUACACAUUCAACACUUAAAGGGACUCCAGUGGAGCAACACUCAUAAACAGGAGCUUCACAUCAGCCUCUAAGGAUCCGGCACCCUUGGCAAAACCACAGCCCGGAAAGUUGGUUCACACGGCAGGAUUAUAAA
Molecule: messenger RNA, 700 nt
Organism: Fundulus heteroclitus (mummichog)
Lineage: Eukaryota; Metazoa; Chordata; Actinopteri; Cyprinodontiformes; Fundulidae
Product: histidine triad nucleotide-binding protein 3
Exons: 5
Coding region: 63-542 (159 amino acids)
Molecular function (GO): catalytic activity
Source: RefSeq, a predicted model, not a curated record